AUGAAGAGACACACGGAGUGGAUGAAGAGACACACGAAGUGGAUGAAGAAACACCCCAAGUGGAUGGAGACAUACGAAGUUGACGAAGAGACACAUGGAGUGAAUGUAGAGACACACACGGAGUGGAUGAAGAGACACAUGGAGUGGAUGAAGAGACACGGGGAGUCAAUGAAGAGACACACGGAGUGGAUGAAGAGACACGGGGAGUCGAUGAAGAGACACACGGAGUGGAUGAAGAGACACGGGGAGUCGAUGAAAAGACACAAGGAGUGGAUGAAGAGAGAAGGGGAGUCGAUGAAGAGACACACGGAGUGGAUGAAGAGACACACGGAGUGGAUGAAGAGACACGGGGAGUCAAUGAAGAGACACACGGAGUGGAUGAAGAGACACGGGGAGUCGAUGAAGAGACACACGGAGUGGAUGAAGAGACACACGGAGUGGGAGAAGAGACACACCGAGUGGAUGAAGAGACACACGGAGUCGAUGAAAAGACACAAGGAGUGGAUGAAGAGACAAGGGGAGUCGAUGAAGAGACACACGGAGUGGAUGAAGAGACACACGGAGUGGAUGAAGAGACACGGGGAGUCAAUGAAGAGACACACGGAGUGGAUGAAGAGACACGGGGAGUCGAUGAAGAGACACACGGAGUGGAUGAAGAGACACACGGAGUGGGAGUAG
Messenger RNA from Haliotis rufescens (red abalone), 678 nucleotides. RefSeq lists its product as uncharacterized. The record is from RefSeq and is a predicted model, not a curated record. NCBI's taxonomy places the organism in Eukaryota, Metazoa, Mollusca, Gastropoda, Lepetellida, Haliotidae. The coding region runs from base 1 to 678 and encodes 225 amino acids. The transcript has a single exon.